Penicillium salamii is the source of this 1797-nucleotide messenger RNA. The record is from the annotation of a GenBank genome assembly. Lineage: Eukaryota; Fungi; Ascomycota; Eurotiomycetes; Eurotiales; Aspergillaceae.
AUGACGACCCUCUCCCUAUACUCGCUACCUUUGGUCGCGCUUAUUCUCUCGCUUUGGAGCUCCAUAGUCAUCGCAUCGCCUGACUAUCAUGAAAAUCUCCAAUUACACCCUCUCCCGCAGUCCUCCCUAUUAGCGUCAUUCAACUUCCGGAGCAACACGUCGCAAGAAUCAUUCGAUCAGCAGCAUUUCCGAUAUCUACCUCGCGCACUUGGUCAGAUCCUUCAACAUGCAAGCACAAAAGAGUUACACCUUCGCUUCACAACAGGGAGGUGGGAUGCUGAAAGCUGGGGCUCUCGGCCAUGGAAUGGCAGUAAAGAAGGAGGUACAGGCGUGGAACUUUGGGCCUGGAUUGAUGCGCCGAAUGACGAUGAGGCAUUUGCCAAAUGGAUCACCCUGACCCAGUCUCUCUCCGGCCUGUUCUGCGCCUCCUUGAAUUUCGUAGAUUCAACUCGGACUACUCGACCGGUUGUUUCCUUCGAGCCUUUUGGUGAUCACUCGGAAGUCGAUCAAUUACAUCUCCUGCAUGGAACUCUUCCCGGCGAAGUGGUUUGCACAGAGAAUCUUACACCGUUCUUGAAACUACUUCCCUGCAAGGGAAAGGCGGGAAUUUCCAGUCUUUUCGAUGGCCACAAGUUGUUUGAUGCCGCCUGGCAAAGUAUGUCGGUUGACAUUCAACCGGUGUGCUCUUUUGACGGGGAUUGUGUCGUCCAAAUAGAGCAGACCGUAGAUAUGGUUCUGGACAUUGACCGGUCUAAGCGCUCUCGAUCUAACCCAAUUCCGCGACCUGUGCCUAAUGAUCAACUGGUCUGUGACACGUCCAAGCCUUAUCACUCCGAUGACACCUGCUACCCGCUGGAAAAAACAAAUGACAAAGCAUGGAGCUUGACAGAGGUGUUCGGUCGAACCAUUAACGGCAUUUGCCCAUUGGCAGAAGUUGAAGGGUCCGGCGAGCAGAGUGUAUGCCUCCACGUCCCCCACGAACGCGGUGUUUUCAUCACCGAAGGGGCCGAGGAGAUCAAAAAAGAUGAUGGAUUCACUCGUUGUUUCAACCUUGCAUCAUCAGGUUCAUUUGAUCUCUCGAUCCCAAAACAGCUAGUGAACCUUGAAGUUCCACUCGAUGAGCCUGUUCUCCAUGCCGAGCGAACCAUUGUCGGAAAUGGCCAGGAGCGCGGUGGAAUGCGCAUCAUGUUCGGCAAUCCCUCUAACAUUAGCGCUGUCGAUUUCAUCUACUUUGAGACCCUACCCUGGUUCCUCCGUCCAUACAUCCACACCUUGCAUGCGACAAUCACGGGGCGAGAUGGAAUUUCGCGCGAGCUUCCAACGUCCGAAAUCGUCAAGGAAACCUACUAUCGUCCGGCAAUCGACCGCGAGCGCGGAACACAGCUGGAACUGUCGUUGUCUGUUCCAGCUGAAUCCACCGUUACACUGAUCUACGAUUUCGAGAAGGCCAUUCUUCGAUACACUGAAUAUCCGCCUGAUGCCAAUCGUGGGUUCAACGUUGCCCCUGCGGUCAUUAGAAUUGUGGACAAUGUUCAUCACGCGCCAAUCUACCUCCGCUCCACCAGUCUCCUUCUUCAACUCCCUGUCCCUGAUUUCAGCAUGCCUUACAAUGUGAUCAUUCUAACCAGUACUGUCAUUGCUCUUGCCUUUGGCACAAUUUUCAACAUCCUUGUUCGGCGAGUUGUUUCAUUAGAUCAGGCAUCGGCAUUGGGAGCUACCACACUGAAGGGCCGGAUACUGAGCAAAGUGGUCGCUAUUCGAGACCGCAUCCGUGGCAAGGCAACGAAGGUCGAGUAG